AUGGAAAAUAUCAGCGAUGAUGAACUGCGAUCAGCUUUGUCUAGAUAUUUAGAUGUUGUUCCACCAGUGACAGAAUCAACUCGAGCAACUUUGAUCGCUAAGCUGAAAAAGUGCAUAUCAAAUGGUUCUGAGAGUUUAUUAAAGGAUACUCCACAAAACGUCGUAGAUAAUCUUGGCAACGUAACAGAAGAUAGACCAAUACAGACUUUAAUUUCCGACAAUAAUCAUGAAUCACCGAAAUAUGAGACGACUGAGGUACUACAGAGACCCUUGUCUACUAAAGAACUAUCUGCAAGUUUUAUGAAUGGGUUACCAGUACAAAACCACUCAUCUCCCAUACUAGAAUGUGUUUCUCGACUUCCAAGUUAUCGUCGUCGAUCUAUACAUCCAGACCGACCAGGAAUAGAUGACCCCUACGCUGAUGAUUUGGCUUGGUUUCCAUCGUUAUCAUCAACAAAAUGUCGUGAACCGCCCAACAAACAAAAGGUGUUUCACAACACGAAAGGAAUUAUCAGGGAAAAUCUUAUAAAAUCUUUUUUGUAUGUCAUCAUUGGUUUGAUGUCUGUCAUUCUCGAUUGUUGCUUUUCCUCCCUCUCUAAAUUAACGAAUGCCGUAUCCACUUGUAUACCAUCUUUACGGAUCUGUCUUUGUGUCAUUUUAUUUGGACUGCUUUUAUGUGGACUGUAUAAGCUUCUACUCGGGGAUCCAUUUUAUCAUAAUCCCGUGGAAGAUCUAUAUAACAUCAUACAGUUUCCUUUUGUUAACAUGUUAGGGUAUACUACUGUUCCUCGCUCGGAAUUAUUUACACUGAAUACCCCCCCUAAGUUUCCUUCGAAGUGUGGCUGCGAUUUUUUACGGUCAAUAUUCUCUAACACCUGUCCAUGGCAAAAUAACAUCGUUGAAAAUGAGGAACACCUUGACACUACUACUGUACUACGGUGUAAUCAUGCAUGGAAAUUACCGUUUACUACUUCCCAACCAGUUUUUUGCGAGCAUAACAUAGUUAGCGUUCCAGUCAACGUAGUUCGAUUUGGUUAUUAUGGCGGUUUUAUGUGUUUGACAGUCUUUAAUGAUCCUUCUAAACGUAAUUAUCUUCAAUUUUAUGUAUGCUCACCCGCUGCUGAAAGAUUAGCUGGGAAUGGUUUUAGAUCUAUUACUGGAAAUCUACAAUAA
This is a messenger RNA of Schistosoma bovis, 1173 nucleotides long. The record is from the annotation of a GenBank genome assembly. NCBI's taxonomy places the organism in Eukaryota, Metazoa, Platyhelminthes, Trematoda, Strigeidida, Schistosomatidae.